Molecule: messenger RNA, 28433 nt
Organism: Spirometra erinaceieuropaei
Lineage: Eukaryota; Metazoa; Platyhelminthes; Cestoda; Diphyllobothriidea; Diphyllobothriidae
Source: the annotation of a GenBank genome assembly
AUGGGUCCUAAAACCCUCAACCUAUCGCAAAAAACUUCCGACUUUGAUGAAAAUGCCAACAAAACAGAGACGAAUGAGGAUAUUAAUCGACUGCAGCUUAUAUCCUCGUCAGAUCAUGGCAACCACAUAUUGCCUAUGUCGGAGCAUGAAACCACUGUGUUCUCGAGAGUGUCGCCGGUCAGAGGACAAUGUCUGAUUAUUCAGGGACUUCCCGAAUCCACAGAUGGUGCCUCCAAAGAGCGGGUCUCGGCAGACCUGAAACUCUUCCAAUGCCAACUCAACGAACUUCUGCGCCCCAAUGAGGAAGUUUCGGUUCUCAAGGCCUUUGGGCUUGGAAAGCGCUCAAUCGAUAUAUCAGAGCACUCACGUCCCCGACCACUCAAGAUUGUGUUAGCCAACCAAGAACAAGUAGGACUUAUUCUCUCACGACGUUUCCGAAUCAAAGACACCAACCGCGGCGUUUUUUUCAGCCGGACUACACACCGGCAGAGAGAAUAAAACGUCGACAAUUAGUUCUGGAACUGAGAACAAGGUUGCAGAAUGGCGAGACGGAUCUUGUUAUCUACAACAACCAGAUAGUGCAGCGCCCUCCCCUAAUCCGUUGGAUCGAACCGAUCCGGAUGAGGGCACAGUAGCUUCCUUAAAUGGGAUCACAAGCGGCACCAUAAUCAAACGCCCCAAAACUCUGAAACUAAAAUUUUUUUACACCAACGUGCAGAGUAUAUUGCCCAAGUUAGACGAACUGAAGAUCCACAUCUGUGACCUUUCCCCUGACAUUGUCUCUUUGACAGAAACCUGGCUGUCUGAAAACGUGGAUGACCGCGAAUUAAUGCUACCAGGAUUUCAGUUGUUUCGAAGAGACAGGAGAGAGCGUCAGGGAGGAGGAGUCGUCACGUACGUAAAACACGGCCUGCUUGUGUCAGAAAAAACAGAACAGUUUGCCUGCAGCGCCGAGACUAUCUGGCUCACUAUAAGGGUACCAGGAUCACAUAGCCUUGAAGUUCUGACCGUCUAUCGACCACCGAGGAGUGACCCCGAGGCUGACGCUCGUCUGUUAGAGGAGCUAGGACGAUUUGCUCUCCGGCCUGACGUCCUAAUCAUGGGCGACUUCAAUGCACCGCUCAUUGAUUGGAGUUCACUAUACGCGCGCGGCCCAGAACUAGCUUUCGACCGACGCUUCUUGGACAUGGCACUCAGGUCAUUUCUCACACAGCACGUCCUAUUUCCAACGAGGGUCCGUGAGGGGCAGCAGUCAAACUGCUUGGACCUGAUGCUCACGAAAUCGAUGGACAGCAUAGAUGAGGUACAAUGUCUGCCUCCCUUAGGUCGAAGCGAUCACGUUGUACUUCAAUGGGACUAUUCAAUCUUUUCCGUGCCUGAACAGCCCACCAAAAUUAGAAGAAAUAUUUGGCGUGGGGACUUCGAUCAAAUGAAGGCCGAAAUCAACAAUACGGACUGGGAAUCAGCGUUUUCCGGAAAUAUAGAGGAGGAUUGGAAAUGGUUCAGUGAAUUAUUGCAUGCUCUCCUGACAAACCACUGCCCGCUUUCACGGAAGGGGCUAAACAAACGACCCCGGUGGCUGACCCAGGCGUUAAAAAAGGACAUAAAUAAAAAACGGAGAUUGUGGCAGAAAUCUCUUACUGAUGGGACUCCUGUAUCCAUAAACGCAUACAAAAUACAGAGGAACUUAGUCAAGCGGCUGAUCCUCAGGACACGGCAAAAUUUUGAAAAAGACCUAUUGAAUCGUGCUAUGGAAAAUCCAAAAUUAUUCUACAGCUGCAUAAGAAGCAGCACACGAAACAGAGAUCCAAUCCCCCUCCUGAAGACUACCGGAGACGUAGAGAUUAGUGAGGAUGGAGAAAAAGCUGAGCACUUUUCACAAUUUUUCAAAUCCAUCUUUACUAGUGAAAGUCAAUUUACUCCCCCCGACUACGACUUCGAUGAGGGUCCAAAAAUCGAGUCUGUGUCUUUUGAUGAAGCGACGGUUCGCAAAGAGCUAAUGACGCUAAAUGAGUCGAAAUCACCAGGUCCAGACGACAUACCGCCUAAGUUACUGAAGGAGCUCGCUGCCGAACUAGCCAAACCAUUGUCCAUGCUUUUCCAAGCCUCGUUCGAAGCCGGCGGCUUGCCCGCCGACUGGAAAUUUGCGCGGAUCACACCACUGCAUAAAGGAGGCAGCAAGGCCUCUGCAAACAAUUACAGGCCAAUUAGCCUCACUUCCAUCUGCUGCAAACUCAUGGAGAAAAUAAUCAAGCGAGAGCUGAUGCGCUUCCUAGAGCAGCAUAAUUUAUUAUCUGAUGCGCAGCAUGGGUUUCGUAGUGGCAGGUCUUGCGUGACUAACCUGCUCAACUGUUUGGAACGUUGGACUCGGUCAGUUGAUGAAGGCAAUGCGCUGCAUGUAGUCUAUAUCGACUUUAAAAAGGCAUUUGAUAGUGUCCCACAUCAGCGACUCCUGCACAAACUGAGCCGAACAGGCGUUAGGGGUAACCUCUUAAAAUGGAUUCAAAGCUUCCUGUUAGACCGUUGUCAAACUGUCCAUGUCGGUGGCCAGAAGUCGACGGAGGUUGCCGUUGAAAGCGGUGUUCCCCAAGGCUCAGUUCUUGGCCCUACUUUGUUCAUCAUUUACGUCAACGAUUGCGUGAGUGAACUGGAUUGUGGUGUCGCCAUGUUUGCGGAUGACAUUAAGCUCUGGAGCGUCAUUCGAACUGUAGAUGACGAAGAGCAUCUGCAGGCGAACCUAAAUCGACUCCAACAGUGGUCAAAGGCCUGGCUUCUGCCGUUCAACGAGAAAAAGUGUAAUAUUCUACGAGUCGGCAGAGCUCGCUCUCCGAACCAUAUGGCCUACUGCCUAAAUGGUAGACCACUGCAAGAAGUGGACUCGCAGAAGGACUUGGGAGUAUGGAUUACGACCUCGCUCAAACCCUCGCUGCACUGCACGAAGAUAGCCAAGUCUGCAUUGUCAGUCCUCUACCUUGUCAAGCGGGCUUUCUCUGCCUUUGACGAAGACUGCUUCGCCAAAGUCUUUCGAACUUUUGUGCGUCCGCAACUAGAAUUUGCUAUCCAAGCUUGGAGACCCUGGACCGCGAAGGACCUCAGCAUCCUUGAAAGGGUUCAAAGGCGUGCAACGAAACUUGUGGCAGGACAGGGUUCACUACCAUAUGCAACGCGGUUAGCUAACCUUCAUCUCUUUCCCUUGAGUUACAGGCAGUUACAGGGUGACCUGAUACAAGCCUUCCGUAUCAUACGCGGUCAGGACUGCAGCCUCGUACCGGGUGACUUCUUCGAGUUAGCAACCACCACAAAUCUACGAGGCCAUCCAUUCAAACUACGUGUGACAGGGGCCAGACUGGACACACGAAAGUUCUUCUUCUCCAACAGAGUGGUAGAAGCCUGGAAUGCCCUGCCUGUGGAUGUCGUUAUGUCUGCUUCCGUCGAGGUUUUUAAGAGGAAGCUGGAUUUGUGUAGCAGUGUGCACUAAAUUACCACCCCGAUCUCUGUAACCUCGACAAAUUCCGUUAUUAUAAUACUACUUGCUAUAUUUCAGUAACAUUUUAAAUUGAACUUAUUAUUGUACCAACCCAUCGCCUACGCUUACUGACAUGCACAUAUGCAAAUUUUGUCCCCGGACAUAUUAUUUAUUUCGCUGCACUCGAAACGACAGCUCUACAACUGCUCGUACCACUAAAAUUCGAGACAGUUUGUUUGUCUGUACAGACCUGACGCUUUUCCGAUUAUUUGUUACUUUAUGAUACCUUUUCGAGUUUUUGAGAUUUUGCAGUUGCUUGUAAACAAAUAAGGAGUUCAAAGGUGAAGACCUACAUUUCCCUCAAUAAACUGAUCUGAACUGAACGAUUGUGCCAAAACUGAGGACUUUCUCGCCACUGGUGGUCAACUGGUCGUAUAUGAGCUUAAAAAUAAAUCUCAGUAUCAUGUCUACUUUGAGCGUUUACGUUUUAUGAACCCAGCAUCUGUUCCCCAGCCUUGCCCUAUAAUGCACAAUUUCUAGCCAUUUCGAAUGCAUAUUCAGAUAGUUCUCUGUACCUAAGAAUGUCUCCAAAUUUGCUCACCCAAAUAUUCAAGAUCCGGUGAUUACCAGGACCUAAGCCUGGGACAUUGAUCUCUUAAUGUAAGCCGUUGUUUAAGCCUCAGGCAUGAAAGGAGCGUCUCCUUUGAAGACGAAUAAAAACCCUCAAUAAACGGUUCAUAUCAAGGAGACAUUUAAAAAACGACAGCGUUAGAUCGCUGCUAAACUCCGAAUAAAGGGUCAACAGAAAACUACUGCAAACAAACACGGGUUGUUAGAGCACCUUCAGAGCUCCGUUUGACAACAGAAUACAUUAUAUGCCCCAAGAGGUUUUGUGGGUACAUCCGCUGUAGGAGAAAACACGAGGACAUAAUUGCGUGUCUAACGGAUAGUCACAGAAAGUACAAUUACUGUCUUGGUUUUUCGAUAGUUUUAACGGUGGAGUUCCCUGAAGACAAGUAGGAGUUUUAAAUGGGCUAGGACAAUCGGAAGCUUCGUAUGAAUAAAGGUACUCCCGUCAAUGAAAUCGUUGCCUUCUCCAUCGAAGUGGUAUGAAUCGUCCUCGGUUAGAUUAACCUAGACAACUCUCCUGGAUCCCGUGGGACUCCUGCGUUGAUACCUAAGGAACUAUCGUCGAAGCUGACAAAGCCUCUUCCUACUCUCCUUUAGUUGUCACUGAGAACAGGUAGACUGUCUUCACAGUGAAAGACAAACAACCUCGUUACCUUAUACAAGGAAGAUAGCAGAAUAGCUGCAAGCGGCUUCAGGCCCAUUAGCUGACAUGCCUCUCAAGCCAAAACAAAAAGUGCUAUAAGGCAAUUCUGCGAAGAAAACAGCAUCUUACAGUAUUUCAGUAUGAAUAGGACUCUAGAACGCAUAAUGCCACAUGACACGGGUAACGAACCAGAGGUUCCGACGCGCGUGAUGCGGCGAAAGUUAAUACGCGCAGUCGUGGCUCAUUGCGACCGAAAAUGGGGCGUCCUGGCUCAUUGCGGCCGAAAAUCGGACGUCCUGUCUCAAGCGUGAUAGGGUGGCUUUGCGUUCGCGAUCGCCUUGUAUGCUGGCGCGGGUGACUCAGCUGUUGAAUGACAAGGAAAGCGCCUUAAAAAGGAGCCAUGGACAGGCUGCUGGUGGAGCCAUACUAUGAUCUCCCGGAAUGAGUCGUGGAGGCGACGUCCCUGCAGCUCUUCGAGGAAGUCUAAGACGAUAACUAGGGUCUCCUGUAUUCCCUCGACAGUCCGUAUCUGAGCCAAAUACGCCGCGAACCCCAUAAUUGGUAAAAAAAAACAAUACUUUCUAAAUCAUGGGAGUACAAUUGAAUGGCGACGGCAUUCAUUGUUCAUGUACAGCAGUAUUGAACGAAUGAGCAUGUAAUCAAUAUGGUUUUCAAAGGUGCUGCCUAUUAUACUUAUCAGAAAUGAGAUAAACUGAAAACUAAAAAUGCUUUUUUAGCUUUCCUCACCAUCUUUCAGCUGAGAAACUCCUAACGUGCUUAAACUUAUUGUCGCCGACCAUGAGCGUCGGUACUACGAUAUAACUUAAAGGGACACGGUUUCAAAUAGAUUGACAUGUACAUUUUUUUCCGUACAAUCUGCGCUUAUGAACAUAAGAGAAAAGUUUAUCCCCUACACAAAUCCAGGGAACCUGGGAAGAGUAAAAAAUUAUUAUGCUUGGCGGGUGCCCAAACUGGACAAUGCAGAUGCCACACUGCUAGAUCAAAUAAAAGCUGUCAUUCGAAUAAAGUGAAAAUGUCCAACCUACAAGUUUUGCGACCAUGUGUAUGUUUUACAGCACACAUACCUCGAAAGAAAAGGUGUCGUCUACAAAAUCCCGUGUUCUAGUUGUGAUGCCGUUUAUUGUGGCCAAACUGAGAAAGCUGUCUUAACCCGUAUACAUGAGCAUAAUUUAGCGGUGAAGAGACGCGACCAUCUAUCCCAGGUGGCCAUGCACACACUAGACAUUGGGCAUAACUUCGCAUGGGAGGACACUCGCAUUGUUGGAGCCUGCCAAACAAGAAAAGGCCGCGAAUUCCUGGAGGCAAUGCACUCAGAUGAGGCAUGCAUCAACCGGCAUAUCGAUUUAGAUGCCACAAACAAAAUCGUUAAGGACAGAUUCAAACUGAGUCAGCCAAUCCGGAGAUGACAACCUUAACCAAUCAUGGACUCCUUUUGCUAGAUUCAGUCUAAAAGUUAAUAGUUUUUGCACACCCGUUGUCUGAAGACGAGCUGGGGAACCAGUCUCGACAAUUCAAUAAAAUUUUGCUGUUUCCCAAAGAACUUCACCAUUCUAAUUAUAUUUCUUGGGAUGCCUGUUUUUCAAUUUAUACGUAUACUUAAUUUUUGUACAACUCAAAAUAAACAAAAUCAAAAUAGCAAUUAAAGCCUGAUACACGACUUGGUAUUCCAAAUCGUUUCUUUUUUGGAAAGAAGUCGUUACAUUGUUUCGCACAUUAUUACAGCCCCACCAUCUUAUAUGGUGCAAACGAGUUAACCGCUCAGGCACCAAAUCAACCCACCCUGACUAAUUUCAAAACAGACGCUGUGAGUCGUCACGAAGUUAUGAUAGAAGCAAGAUGGCGGUAGUCCCGUUAACGAACUUACAAUUAUAGAAAUAUUUUGUCGGCCAAGGAUAAGAACGAAUUAGAAACUUUAAUUCAGACAAGCAGCAUGUCAUUGAGGCAUGCCUGGACGAUAAUGUUGAGGUACAAUGCUUAUUUUACUCAUUUUUCACAUUUUUACCAUAUACAAGCAGCCAAGACAGUCCGAUUAACUUUCCUAUUAUUUGUUUGCGAUUAAUUAUUUCACCCCUUCCACUCCCUUAUUUCUGUCAUUUUCGUCGGUUUAUCGCAGGUUUUGUCUACUAACUCAUCGGAAAUUCGACAAUUCAUCUUCCACUCCUCAAAUUAUAAAAUGUAAGAUUAACUGCGGACCUGACUGUGCGUCGCCCAGGUUACGUAACAUUACAGAAUCACAGCGGAUAUCACGAAAAUAUAGUGUUAGAUGCGAACUAAACAAUAAAGAUUAAUUAUGCUAACCUUGACCUUGAAAAUGGCCUUAAAAACCAUGAUUACAGCGUGGUCACUAUUCGUAAUUUCCUUCAAGCGAUAGCACCACUUACGACAACGAGGAAAUUCCCAUGGCUGACCAGCUUAAAAUAAUCAAACAAUAUAUGUGCGAUUUUCGGUACGAGAUUGUCAGUGUUCAACAGAAAAAAGAAAACUGUUUAUGCUAUCUUGUCAAGGAGUCCAAUGAUAAAGACAAGAUGAUGUUUGACAUAUUUUUGACUAACUCAGGUUUUUUAUACAGACUACGAACAGUCAAACUUCAGUGCAUUAAACAUGCCAGUCCCAAACAUAUCGCGUCCACUACAAAUAGACUAAAGGCACUGUCGCAUCUCGUUCAUUCGCAUGUACUCCAACCGCUGAAUUAUUUCAUCGAAAAUGAAACUCUCUUCACUGUAUACGACUAUUGCGAUGUAGGUCACAUUUUGUUCAAGAAAAUAUGUAUUAAAUUCUUUCCUCGGCGUGCCUUCUUGUCGCACAUGCAACAUUGCCAGAAAACGUAUAUGGCGAAUACCACAGUAAUUACAGAUGAUUCAGCAAUACAUAGUAGAAUUCCACAGGAUGGAAGAUAAUCUUCUGUGUCAUUAACCUUCCCUAAAGUCCUCGAACAAAAACAAAUCGUAAUCGGCAGUGUUUUUAAGCCAUUUCCGAUUGUGAAUCUUACCCAAAAAGCUUAAUUUUACCCGUUGGUAUGCGCGUGCGUACGUUGUAGCGGUUCUCUCGGCAGAUUGAUGCAAACUGUCGUUUUUUAUUUUCAAUGAACAUACUAUGGUCACAAGCGCUGUUUUAAGCUUCCUCAGAAAAAUAAAUAAACUUGAAUUUUUGGGAAUAACUCGGGUUUAUUUGCCUAAAUACAAAUCACUAAGUCGUUAAAGGCUAAACUACUAAGAAUAUAUACUUAAUAGUUUAGGCUUCAAGAACUUUGCGAUUUCUAUUUAAGUAAUUAUCAAAGAAUGUGAAUUGACCGAUCUUAUCAAGUACUAGCCGAAAUUCUGGAAGGCGUUUUCAAUUACGAUGGAUUACUUCGGCGGGAUUAUAAUGCUGAUUAUCAUAGAGGAAAACCAUAGAAUACUUCGGACUUCCCACGAUGUCAGCUUUUGAAUCCACUUACUUUCGGCCUGUAAAAACCAUACUCGAUAAUAAAACUGAUCAUUUUAAUAUUCUGCAUUUUUCACAUCUAUCUUCAGUGGCUCUAACCAUCUAAAAUUUUCAUCAUUUUGUUACUUAUUGUGUUACGAAAAGUGCUAACAAACCAUAGACGUGACAACAUGUUACAGGCUAAAUUCAUCUUAGUAUACUAAACCACACUCAAAGAGGUAUUUUUCACGCGGGAGGUUUUUGGAUUUUGUCGAGCUUAAGGCAUUGUUUAGCCGUCGGAUGCACUAGUUCCGCGGCUUGCCACAAAAGGUUUUGUUAUAAUAUAUAAGCAGUUUUAUUAAAUUGCGUUCGUGUUUUUCAGGGUGGCGACCUUUCGACCUUUAUCAGCAACAUGAGGAAGGCAGGUUCCAAAAUAGAAAAGGCGCUGGCCACAAAAUGGAUCAUUCAAUUACUUCUGGGAAUAAACUACAUGCACGAACAGGGUAUCCUUCACGGAAGCUUAGACUCGAGGUACAGAUGAAACGUCUUUUUUGUAGUUAUAUGAAAGAAUAUUCAUCCUCCCGUACCACAGGUGGUCUUGCCGUAAAUUCCAGGACAGAGUAUAUGCCAUAAAUUUAAACCUGGGGUCUAGCGCAAGGUCGCAUGUAACAAGGGCGUUCAGAUUCCCCGUCUUACGUUUCUUUUUUCCAAAAUGAGAUGCACUUAUAAUAAGGACUCAUCUAAAAACUUUUUACCAUAAGUCUUUUUCGCCUGCAUUUUAUAUUCCUAACAUUGUAAAAUUAUUAGGUUAGGCAUAACGUCCGGACGUGCGUUUAUACUAUUUUUAAAUCUUAAACAGUUGCAUCUUUGCCAUCAUUAUGGCAAAAUGCGGGCACCGAUGUCAAAAUCUGGGGAUCAAGUUGUUAUUUCAAUUGACCUCGUGCAUAAUUCAUCCAACUAAAGUAAAUUCCUUAUAAAACUAACUUAGUGAUGAAAAUGUCUCUCAACUUAAUACUCUUAUUUGCCACCUAGGUGCAUCUUAAUAAAAGAUAAAAUGAUUAAAAUCGGAACUUUCGAAGGCGCAUUACAAACCGUUUCCCUGAAGGAUCAUCUCCCAAACCCUCCUUAUUAUUCGAGCCCAGAAGUGCUCCGACAACAGAAGUACACCGAAAAAUCGGACAUUUGGUAAACAUAAAUAUUUUUGAGCAUACACAUCUUACUGACAACUAUGUUAUGAAUAUAUGCACACCUUGAAACCCACAUAAAGUCAUCAGAAGAAGUUAAAACUUGUUCGUCCUUGUUUUUUCCCGCAAGCAAUAAACUCAAUCUACCGACACAAUGACAUUCGGAGCAAGACGAAUUCGAGAGCUCUGAUAUCUUAGGUCUCAUUAUCAUUUUGUUAAAGCCAAAUUAAAUAUGGUUCGGUAUGAUUUAGAUGUAAGUGUUAAGCAUGCGACUUCUGGAGGGGUAAACGUAAUUCGGGCGGUACACAACUACACAUAGGCUUGAUGUGACUUUGUUGGAAAAAACCUGUGUCACUUUUUUUGCAUUAAACGCUGCUUUAUGACAUAAUUUCUUGUUCCUGUCGGAACUUCCCAAAUAUCGUCUUCUUACUUGACAAUCUGCCCCUAAUUUUUAUUCAGACGCCUUUUAAAACAGACGUUUGAACUGUAGCGGAACACUCGACCCUAAGUACUUUAGCUCGCCUCUUCAGUAGUAGUGAGUCAACGCUGUAGCUCCUCAAGUUGACCUGUUGGGUUUGCUGUGCUUUUGUCCACCGGGUUCGACUUCUCCUAUUUAAAGCAGAUUUCAGUAUAAGACGAUGGUUGAGAGAAAAUAACGGCUACAACCACUUUGCACUGCUUACGUCCGCCGGAUUUUGCUUCUCUAUAAGAAUAUAGCCUUUGAUGACAGAUAAGAGUAAAAUAUUUAUACAAAUUGCAUCCUAAAGUUUAAGCACUGUUUAUACAAACGUUUGCAGUAGUAAGGCGAGGCAAGUAAAUAGCGCAAAAUUAGGUUGAUUUUUUACAUUCUAUAACUUACUGAUCAACUUUAUUUUUUUAUGGUGACUUUAACAGGUCCCUGGGCAUAAUCAUGUACGAAAUGUGUACGACGAACAGGGCUUUUGAUGGGCCAAAUGUAAUUGGCCUCAUGUGGAAUAUUCUAGAAGGCCCGUCACCACUUCUAACAGGUGACUGGCCUCAGCAGCUUCAACAACUCUUUGACAAGUGAGUGUCAAUCAAUUUGUUCUUUACGGAAGUCUCGAUUAUUGGCCACUUUUCCUAUCCAUUAAGCGGUGUAGUCUAAAUCAAGAAAGAAGGUAUAAGGGAACCAUUAUUUGCUUACUCGUAGACUGAAAAAUGCGGCCGAAGGUCAGCCGGACUGGCAUUAUUUGGCAAAAUGCCAUGUUUUUAAGAUAGGCGCGAAUAUCGUCAAAUUUAUAAUCUAAUGUGUCACGCUUAAGCUGAAUUGCAUCACUUUAAAGAACAAAGAAACAAAUGAAAACUGCGACGAAAUUUGAAUAACUUCAGAAAGGUUUGCGUACUAUCUUCCUUGAAGAAGGCACGAUCGCUGGGACCAGACGUUUUGGAUUCCUGCUCGAACCAAGUCAUGAGCCCUAACUGAACCUGGACACACCUCACAAGAAUUAGAAUUACCACGUAUUCUUGAACUCCAUCGAAAUAGUCAACAAGUAGGGACCGUCUGCAUUGUUGGCUUGGAUGCUGCGUUCGAAAUCGCUCGCCUUUAAUUUCCCUCGUCGAAUAAUGGAGCUGGAUGGCUUGCUGAUAAAAAUAUUCACUAUGAUUAGGGCUUCCUAUCGUUCUAUCACCGGCCGAGAUCUGCUGCUUAGCAGUCUCUCCUAAGAUUGUGUAUUCUUCCUUGCCUGCUGUAAUUUUGUGUGCCGUUGUCCAUUUUCUUUGACUACGUCACUGUCUGUGGCUUCGGAAUGAGUCCACGAUGAUUCGACGUUUUAUAACCCGUCUGCAGACCUCGACUACGCUGAUGAUAUUAUCCUGCUAGCAUUAAGUUAUAACGAGGUACAUAAUAUGGCAUCGGGGUGAAUGGGUUGGCCAUUAUGAGUGCUGGAAAGAACGGAUCAAUGACUAACAGUCUGGAAAGUGGACUGUUUCAAACAUUUUGCUGCGAAAUCUUUACCAAAUGGAUUGGGUAAGAACAUUGAUCUCGAAAUUUAUGUUUUUCUCUGGGUUUUUGCAAGACCUGGGGAGUGCAUAUGAGUCUUGAAGAUGUCGCUAUCGUUAUUAAGGUCCUCAUGUAAGGGGAAUUAGUCCCGUUAUUCUUCCCAUACAAUUGUAUGUGCUAGUUUGUGCGUGUGUUGGCUUUGAACGUAAACUGGAAGUGUUUUAUCACGGCUACUUGAGAACGAUCCUUCGAGUUAAGUACACCGAUUCCGUAACAAAAGGAAAAGUCCAUACUUACAGCGACAGUUCCUCCAAGAAAGAAGACCGAAGUGGUUUGGGCAGGUUUCCCAAGUUCAGUGCUGCUGGGGACAUCGAAGAAGAUCACAACUCUAAACCCGACCCAACACGGUCUGUUAGGACGUGGAGGAGGUUUUUGAACAUGCGAUAUUCGGUCUCCGUUACCGGGCAAGAGGCUUGGCUGAAAUCUCCAGAGCUACCACUUCGGAAGGUCACACAUGGAAAGGCAAAGUCCGGAAACGAGGGAAACCCGUUUGGGUUUACUAAGACAUCUAAUGUUGGCCUAACUUAAAGAAUUCUAGGUUGACUGCGAAAUACUUACCCUCAGCAGUACUCGAACCAUAAAAAAGUAAAAAAUUGCAGGAUCUUUCUUCACUACUAGAAUUACAAGUAAAUGGAAAUCUUUUUCAUUGAAAAAUGUGCAGAAAACAUAUAAAAAACUCGGACACAAAUCAGUAUUUUUCUCUCUUUUUCUGACCUGCGAAGAAUUUUCGCAAAGAAUCCGCACGACCGACCGUCAGCUGCUCAGCUUUUGCGUUUUCCAUUCAUCAAAGGCCAAACUGAGGUAGGAUUUUAGUCUUUUCGUUCGUUCGUUUGCUAAAAACAUCUCUAAUUUUAGACGGGUGACAUUCUUAUAGAGAGUACAGCUGUCAGUAAAUCCUUGACAGCUGGAGAGUGCAGUUAUGAUUUACAAAUGGAACAUCGAAAAGUGGAUUUAAAUGCUUGCGAUCUCGGGCAAUAAAUACAAAUUCCCCAGUUUACAUUCCUUCAAAUUACUUCUUCGGAUUUCACCAGUAAACCGCGUUUGACGUUGGCCAAUGAUGCAUAGUAAAAAGAUUAGCAGAUUGCUUCCGAACUCACCUAUGUUUCGGCCUGAGAAUAUAAUUCUGAUACUUGAGGUGCACCCAUAGAUUGUUUAUUUUUAAAAUUUAUACCUGGUCUUCUCAUGUAUUCAAAUACGCAUGUUCGGUGAGAUCGUGAACCAUAUCCACCAAUGACGACUUCUUCGUAUACUUACAAAAUUUGUGAGUUGUAAAGAAUACUGUUCAAAAAUUUGGUCUGCAAUAGACCAAGCAAGUCAGCAGAGCUUGUAAGAAGGUACCAGAGCGAUCAUCUGCAAGUGGGGAACAGCAAAUCCGUUUGACACUGCCGUCCACUGGACAUUCCAACCGACAACCCUUGUUCCUGUACGCGGGCGUGCGCGGCACGCGCAGACAGGUCGUCCAUCUUUAUGAGCCACUACGCGUGAUCACGCUCCCGCUCUUCUUGUCUUGACACGAGACAGAGUAGGUGAUGCGGGAGGGAGUACGGUAGAUGCGGCGCAAGCCUGCUAACACUAUGGACGAAUUCGCACGUAAGUCGCUAUCUCUACAACCACUAUGCCGUGGGACAAACAGUAGGUAUCAUCGUUUGCGAUGGUUGAACUGUAGAUGUUAGGGGGGUGGAAGAUAUUCCCCGCAUCCUCUUUCGGGAUUUUUGCCGCCAACCCCAUGGUGUGCUAAAUAGUCAAAGUCCCCUGUACGUACUCCUUGCGGCUUAUUCGUUCCUAUUUUCCUCACCUGUCCCCAGGCAGCCCUACCGACCUGUGACUGUUUUAUUCUUUGCUGCUUUUACCAGAUUCUGCUCAAUCGUCUUGAGUCUAUGGUACAAAAUCCAAAAGCAGUUGCCGAGGCGAUUUCCCGGUAGGUCCUCUGCCUGCCUUACUCACACAGCAUUCUGAAAGCGAAAUGAAGCGGGCAGAAACCGCGCUGAUUAAGCAGUCCGCUUCGGCCGAAAGGGCAACGGACGAGGGCAGUCCAGUAGUGGACAAUCAGAGGUGAGAAGUUCUGGGGGGGGGGGGUAAAAGUGGAGCAGCAGGUGCAGCUGCUUACUUCAAUCAUUUUCGAAACAUUGGCUCUUUCUUUUCCCUAGACAAAUCGCUGACGGCGCAAAGGGAGAGGAGAAGGAGGAGGAGAAGGAGAAGAUCGCUGAACUAGAUAAAGAGCAUGUAAGUCUCAAAAGAAAAAUUCCCCCAGUAUGAACAGGACAGCAAUUUGAGACAACAGACUUAUCCCUGUAGCUUUAGUCGCAGGCAGAUUCUACGUACUACGUCCUUUAAGCGCGACCAGGAAUGAAAUUAGGAGUUGUAUGCCAGUACAGAGAGCAGGCUGAAUGGAGAUGAGGUUGGAGCAAGUUGGCAGCCGGACGAGGGUGCACGCCAGGUGCCAAAAAUGCAAGCGGUCGAGUACCAGUGAGGCAGAUAUCAGCGCGCUUUGAGUGGGGCAUGUCUAAAAUCCGCCUUGAAGUUGCUUGAUUGAUUUGGAUAACUGUGAUUGGCUGAGGGCCAGCCUGCCACUGGUACUCGCGUGUAGGUACGUGCGAGUGGUACAGGGUUGCAGACUCUUGUCUGAAUGAACAUCUCCCUCUGACCCGGCUAAUAUAAAGUGUGUGACCGUGGGCGUUAGUAGCAAUCACGAUAACGCUGAGAAUUACAGGGAUUGGGAUGUUUGGGUAGAGGAGGGUGGAGUGGACGAGAAGGAAAAUAAAGGAUGUGGUGAGAGGGUAUUAACAAGACAACAGAUAAACCACUAGAGCAAGCAGACAAGAAGCAGGGCAGAAGUAAUAAAGAUUAAAAGUUGGAAUUAAAGACACAAGAGACCUAUGAAAAAAAGAAAUAAAAGUGGUUCAAGGACAAGAUAACAAAAAAGUUGAACGGCUGAAUCUGGGGCAAAAUAAGACUGGGAAGGAAUGUGAAAAAGGAAAUUGAUGGAAAGAAUGAGAGGGGGAAUGGCUACCUCUACUACCGUUCCAAAAAAAUUAACAACAAGACCGACUACAUUUUAGGGUUUUUGUAAUCUCAGAACGUCUCUUUUGGAUUUUCAAAGGCGUUGCCUGUAGAAGACCCAAAAAAGAAUCGCUCGGAGGCUUUUUAUUCCUGCUUUUCAAAAAGGGUUGCAGAAAUCUAAGAGCUUUACACAAAGGUAGUUAUAUAGUAAUGAUUAUCUGUGCUUUUGAAGAUCAUUGGCCUACUAUGACCCCUUGAACUGCAAGGUCGGAAACAGAGUGCCGGAUGUGAACCGACCUAGAUCGUGCUAAUUUUCCGUCUAAUAUUCCAAGCAUCAUGCAGCAUGGGGACAGCUGUUACUUGUGGGUAUUUUGAUGACUUCAUACAAUCUUCUGCCUCGAGCUUUUAGGGUACACUACACGACAGCGAAUUAAGGUGCCUCAAAAAUACACUAAAAUGAGUAUAAUAUGGUCAUCGCAGGAGAACAAAAAUUAUAAAUAAUACAUGACGAAAUAGUAAAGAAGACUCGGAUGUUCGUAGUUUGACUCAGGAUAGAUCUGCUUUACGCCUAAUAACCUGGCAGGGAGGACUCUUUCUAAAUCUAAGGUGGCAAUGUUUUUGAGAAAACAAAACGUUUUAUUACGCUUUUCAUGGCCUUUCAUUUAUUUACAUUUUGCUCUUCUUGAGGGCUUCUCUUCGUGAAAUGGGAGAACCUCUCUAAGGAAACCGUCAGCAUAGAUGUUUUGACAGAUUUUGAAUAAUUCAUAUUGACCCAACUGUGAAAAACUCGGCUACCCGGUGAGAUUAAAACCUACGUUGUAAGGGGAAGGCUUUAGUACGGCCAACGCUCUAACCACAUGAGAUACAAGGCCCGCCGACAACAGCUUGAAAUUGUUGAUGAAACCAUUAAUGAUAAAACGUUCCUCGAGUGUAGCCGUGUGUCCGUAAAUAACUCAAGAUUAUAACUGCCUUUACAGCUGACCCCAUUUUAAGCAAGUCCCCUCUGCAAUAUAAACCUUUGAAGUGAUCAGACUAACGCCAGAGAUACCUAUGGGAUUAACAACAGUUCCUUUGCGGUAUUACUUUUAAUGUGACUUGCAUAUUUAUAAUCAUCCAUUCGACUUUUAUUCAUCUAGUUUUUAAUACUUAGACUUCAGUAGUCUCGGGAAACCCUGAGCAGCCGCUUCUACUGCCACAAAGCUUGGGCCUUUUAUUCUUGCAUUAGCGAUGGUUAACACUCGGGGAGGUUUGUGUUGAAAUCAAAAAACAAAAAUUCACCUGGUUUAUUUGAAUGGCUUGUGGGUUUCUUGCUUGCCUUGUUUAAUUUCCGAGGAAACUGAUGCGCGAACUUGGAGCAAAUCUUUCGAAAAAGACCUUUUCAGGCACGGUCCGAAUUUUGAUAUGAAUAUUUGAGUUGAAAUCCAUCAGCUACUGCGGAAUAACCGCGUAAUGUUCACAAACCGCCAACAGGCAGCCAGUAGUAUAUGAUUGUGUAAUCAUUUUGCCGUACUUACAACACAGGUAUUAGCUAAAAGACCAGACACGCGUGUUUCGCCGAUCGUGUGCUGCUGCCUGGCGCAGCUGCGAUGGUUUCUUGUUUGCAUGGUCAAUAGACUUGAAGUUAUGUGUGAUAAGACCAAUACUUACUCGUUGAGACAUCCACUUGAUAUUAUACUUUGGCUAGAUCCUAUUUCAUAGCCAUACCUGUUAGUGGUUAGGGGUCGGGGUUGGGAGUUGGGGUUAGGGAGUAAGGUUAGUGGUAAGGGGUUGGGGUUACGGUUCGAGAUUGGGCUGGUGCUUGUCUACUGCUGUUUCGGCUACGAAAUAAGAUCCGACCUAGACUUUUGCUGUUCUAGAUGAACAAAUUGCAACAGAGAGGCCGCUGGUCCAUAAACUUUUUUCUUCUACAAACCGCUUCCUUUCGCGAACAAAACUUCAGUUUCUGCACACUUCGGUGUACAACAAACGCAAGAAGUGAUUUUCACUACCGUCCGAAGGAAACACAGUGUUAAACUGAGUGGGCAUUUGUUUAAAUUGAAGGACAAUCGUUCUACAUAUAUUUCAUUUUGGCCCUGCCCACUUUCCUACGCCAACCGUAUUCUGCCGGCCGCAUAAAGUUUAGGUGACUAGAGAUGGGCGUGAGCAAAACGGCCUUAAAUCCAAACCCCAAAUAGAGGGUCUUGAAUAUCGCAUCGAAGAGAAAUGAUAAACUGGCCACGUUGGGUAUCAUUUGCUGUAGUGAGUGGGACCAAGUAAUCUAAUCAGUCGGCAACCCUCGAAAUUACAACUUCGUGGCGCUGUCAUAAUUUAAAACGGGAGUUGAUGAUUUAUAGUAAACAUGCUAAACGCCGAAACGACCUCAUUCUCCACUUCUGUGAGCCCAGACGAAGAUGGCUAGAGAUGAGAAUGAGUACAGUGGUCAACCUGCAGCGGGCCACAAUGUAGCAUGUGUCGCAAACAAAUAUUCCCACAUUCGAUGCAUUGCUCGUCACCAACGAUGCCAGCAAACUCUAUCACGGGAUUGGCUCAGGAGUGAUGGGCAGUGUUUCAGUGACGGUUUUCGUGCGUGCUGAUAGGAUAAAAUAGGCUCACACUGCCAGUUCCCCAAAAUUCUAACCACAUCCGAGCUACUGUGCUUAUGCCCAACAGCAGUUUUACUAAACCAGCACUCCCCUCUCCGUUAAACGCUUUCUCUAGGGUAGCAAAACCAAAAUCGACAGGCUUGCGUGUCUUUUGCUUGUUUGGUUGGCUCUUCAGAAAUUAGUUGUGAGAAGGAAAUCACCGAUUAGCCCAUGAGCUUGAAUAAUUCCGUGUUUCUGGGCAUUCUUUCACAAGUGCCUAUAUCAAUGGAUCGUUUUCACCGCUCCUCGUUCCUUUCUCGUCCACCCGGUUCUGGGGAGGAGUUUACGUUGCAGAAUCUUCCCACAUAUGUCAGAUAUCUCCCCCCCCCAUGUAAAAGAACUGGCACACUUUACACCUGUUUGGGGAGUCAAGCUAUUUUCUUCCCAAUCUAGACUCAUUACAGAUUUAUUGCGUCCUAGCUGAUGUUUAGUCGACCUCAUUUUCUUGUGCUUUUGCCUGUCGAGGUCGAUGUUCCUCCCGAGUUCUACCUCCUCCCCAGCCUUCGGAGGCCAGAAGUCAAGUUCUUUGAAGAAAUCAGGCGGAUUACUCAACCUCAGCCGGAACCAUCCAUCAGACAGUUGGAGUACGCGCUGGUCAAGAACUAUGGCCGCAGUUCAGCAUUUGAUGAAGACAUAUUUGAGGAGGACUGCCUGUUCGCCGAUGAAGAUGGUUGGUUCUUCCAUCCGUUAGUUUUCUGUUCGAUAUACAUUCGGUAUGGAAGGCAAAGUCGAUGCUACUCAACAAUCAGAUUUAUUAACAUUCUUUACACAGAUGGGUUCUCCCGUCGCCGGUGUAGAGAGCAUCAUGCCUCAGGGGCAGACGUCAGUGUCUUGAGCUAGGUAUCAGCGUCGACCGUUAAGUUGAUUGGCUGAUUUGCAUAACUGUGAUUGGCCGACUUGCAUAACUGUGAUUGGUCGAAAACCAGACUGCCACUGGUACGCGCGUGCAAUUACGGGAGAGGGGUGGUGUAGCAACAGACGCCUGGAGUAAAGUCCUGCAGACUUCCCGUAUGUAAGGAUCAUGAUGAGCAGCAUCUACGGACUAUUCGUCUGCCGGGUUCGACUUUAGGUUGUUCUUCUUUUAAAAACGCUUUGAAUUGUCCACCGUACCCCCUAAGGGCACAUUCAUAUCUUUUCGAAGUCAUUUACCAAGUUACUGAUGGCUAUGCGCGGUUCGGUGUGCAGUAAAAGGGACUUGCCUGCAAAUAACCAAGACUGCCAUACAAAACGGUUUCAAAGGGGGUUUAAAGCUGAUAGAAUGGAUUCUGUAACCUAAAAAAACUGUGAGGACCAACAGGAGUUGGCACGGCCUGGUAGCGCGAGAGGUGCCGCAGUGUACGCAGCUCACCUACAGCGUCCGAGGCGUCAGGCGCUACUCCUUGCCCUGAAAAUCCGAUCCAGUCUCCUUGCAUGCGGUUGUAUAGUGAUAAACGAUCAACAAAUAAAAAAGUUGCCCAUAAGGACCCAGAAAAUGGAACAGGUUGCAUUGGAUCUGCGUGAGACCUCGGUUACUGUCGUACGGUUACAUGCCGUGGCUCGCGUCAGACAGUAACCCGCGCAGUCAAUGCACCCAAUCCCAUCACUGAUUGUUUACAAGCCCGGGCAAGCAAAUGUACAUAUGGGAGGAAAGAGAGAGCAUGUGUGUAAAAGAGAAUGAACGUGGUGACAGUGUACCAAGUGUUGUGCAAGCACGUUUUUCUAAAAACAAACUCACACACGAGUCCUGGCUGCAUUUCCUUCAGGACUGAAUUGAAUGCAGUCGCUUGCGAUACUCAAACAUGCGGUGAUGGCAACAGCUAGGCCUGAAAUUAUAGUAGAAGUGGUACUACCAACAGUAUCAGUAGUGAAGUAUUAUUAAUUUAAUUAUUGCGAGAUGACAGAUGACCGAAUUUUCUAAUUUCUGUCACUUUGUUGGUAUCAUUGAAAAAUGUUCAAAUUUUCCCAUUUUAGAAGAGGCUUCUGGCGAAGAGGAUAAGAUGCCACCAGAAAAGAGCGCCCCACCACAUCCAAGAGGGCGAGUAUCCUCAGCUGAACGCAGAGCUGCGAAGAAGGAAGCCAUAAAGGCUUUUCUAACUCGAAGAAUCCUCGAAAAGGAAGCGUUGUUGGAAUUUAAUGCUGAACCAAGUGCUACGGAGAGGAUGGAGGACGCGGAAGUUCAGUAUGGUGUCUAUGAAGCGAAGUUCGGGCAACUUACCUUCCAAGACCGUACGUUAAUGUCCAAUGCUCCGGGCGAAACACAUCAGGCAAUGAAUGUUGACGGAAGUUAUGGAACUGAAAAUAAUUCACUUUGACCCAACUGUGCAAAACUAGGUGCCUCGGUGGGAUUCCGAUCCACGACAGUAAGGGGAAGCUUUAGUACAGCCGACGCUCUAACCAUUUGAGCUACGAGGCGACGCGAGUUUAAUCACACUUGGGUCAAGUUUACCCGCCCAACCUACUGCAACGUCUGGUACCAUCAUAUCUGAUACAGUACGCUGACUGCCCAAGCAGGAUCUCCUGAGUAAUUCACCUAGAAUCCACCAGAUGACUGCCAGGCUCACGUAACUCAUAGAUGUUAUGGCAGAUUCCAAAGGCUCUCCUUGCUGUUGUGGGUUCGAAUCCCACCGAGGCACCGGGUUUUUCAUAGUUGGGUCAAAGUGAAUUAUUUGAAAUCUGCUAUACCACCUAUGAAACUGAAAAUCAUAAAGAGCUUAAACAUUUUCGAGUGUUUUCUCCUUAGGCAGGUUGCAGUAUUUGUGGCUGCAGUUCGAACACAGAUGCGGCAUUGAAUAAACCCCUUGUGAUAAGUAUAACCGAGACCCACGGAGGUCAAAAUAAUUCCACAAAUAAAAUUGUUUUCCUCCUUAGGUCUGUGCAGGGCAGAAAGAAAUACACUCCACUUGGCCACUUUAUCUACGUACAAUUCUUUUGUUAUGGCGGUAGGAUAGCUGGCACUUUUAAGUCGGAGCUGGUUGUGAGAGAGGAGACCUCAUGGAAUCCGAGAACGUAUGUCCAGGAGAGGCAUCAACUGCUCUAACUCCGAGUUAUGAACGGCCUACCUGCCGGCUGGGCGAAUAAUCGUUAUAUCCUCCUCUCGACUCUCCACAUCUGAAUUCUUGUUGUUUAACGGGUUGCUCCAACAAAAUCUGUUUCUAGUCGUAAGAAAAACUAAGGAGUCUAGCAAGUCCCUUCCCCAUGCACUUCUGCUUACGUACGAAGCAAAUCUGGCCUUCGAACGCAAUUCGACCUUACAAGGCGUGCAUGCCUACACAUCAUGCUCACAAACACUGUGGCACACUCCAGAGCCUUAAUGACUGAACUCCUUUAUCCAUUCGUCCAUGGCGGGAUAUGAUUUCUGGUCAAGUGUUGUAGCACCAUUUAUAGAAAUAUUAACGGAAGAGCGAUUGAUAGAAAACCAUAUUUUUACUACCUGACAAAUAAGAAAGGGGCAUCAGCACGGAUGCGAGUUAAUAUACGCUCUGACAGUAUUGCGUCCCAUGUAAUACGACCUUUAUAUACCUUAAUUCGGAUUUUUACUUCCGAUUCGUACUCCCUACUUUUACUUUUAUUCCUGCCUACUGAUACUAAAGAACGGCAUCCGGUAAAUACAUGGAGGAUUAUCAGCGCACAGUUGAACGCUCGGAGUUAGACAUAUUUUUCAAAAAAAGUUCAUACCAUUGACCGGUGGUCGCCGCGACAAACACAUUUUUACGCGCAUACGACAUUCUAUCAAUUCACGGACGAGAUUUUGACGUGCUCAGCCAUCACCGCUGGGCAAAUAUGCCCUCCAGUAAUGGACUUAUGUGCAGGGCUCUCAAUGAUUUGUUCCCCUUUCACUGUUUGUCUUUUGUUAUGAAGCCGCGGGCGCAAGUAUCAUGUUCAAUGAUAUGCCCAUCUCACGCAUGGAAAGGCGUCUGCCAGAAAUAGAAAGCUGGAGCAAGCAGAAGCGGACCACCGAAAGUGGCAACAGCGAGACGGAGAAGGAAGACGAAGAUGAGGAGGAGGAGGAGGAUGAUGAUGGUGGUGAUGGCGAAUACAACUCUGUUGGUACCGUAGAAGGUCAGAAGAAGAGGCCUGGUCAUGCGCUGUCGGCAGCCGAGAAGGAACUCGUCUCCCUGAAACUCGACCUGACGAGGUUACAGGAUACAUCACUAAUCGGUGAGUCGGAAGCUUUUGAGCAAAGCAGGCCCUGUAGUCCCCUUGCACAUGCUGGAAAAGUAGAGCCCAUGAGACUGGAGUGGCUAUUCUUUGAUCGCAUUUUCACCGUGUUUGCCGCCGGGCUUGCAAGAAGGUUUGAUUUGCUCCAGCCAACAGUCUGUCCGCGAUGUUCGAAUAGAACCUAAAUUACGUUCAUUGGGGGGAGGGGAGGGGAGGAGGAGGAGGAGGCGGCGGCGGCGGCGGCGUAGUAGUAUAUUAAAUGUGGAAUAAGACCUGAACAGUAUCGGUCGGAUCUGUUGCAUCAGCUUAAGCUAUCGACAGGACGUAACCGUUACGACUUUCAGACCCGAUCACGAAUGGAAAGAGGCGUUAGGCGCCAGUUGGGAGGAUGCUGUAUUCUGUAUAGAAAAAUUGGAGAACCGAUUGGAAAUGGUUGGCAGCCGGACAAGAGAACAUCGGCGCCGUGAGAGCCGUGUCCCAAAUGCCAGUGGGGAGUGUGUCAUGGCGCCUUCAGCUAGAGCACUCUUGGGUCGGCCUUGAAGAUGAUUGGGCAGUUUGAACAGCCGUGAUUGGCUGAGAAUCAGACUGUCACUGGUGCGCAUGUGUGAGUACUCACGAGAGACGCAGCCUCGCAACAGGCGGCCGGAGUAGGUUCACUAGAAAUCCAGCCUUUAGCUUGUUCCGAAGGUGGGAUUCCAAUGUGAUGACCGGAGAUUGGGCAUUUCUCCUCCUCCGUCCUUGUGCGCUAAACACAUGAUCAAUCCGCCGACACGUGCUAGACCUCAUAUAGGCAGACAUAAUGUCUGGAAGUCUUGAUAGUAAGGUUAUGAUACUUGGGACAUCCUAACGGUUUAGACGUGCGUUAACUGGGCUGUAGUGAGAGAUCGUGACAUGGAUAGUUGCCCCUGACUUAAGCAGACCCCUCAUGCGCUGGUGCCUUAAUUGACACUGAUCAAAAUUUACUCGGUUACCUGUGCUAAGUCAGAGAACUGUACUCAAUUAAUCUCAGGAAAUAGGUGUGGUUAAUCACAUAGAGUGGUCUAGGAACGCUAUUCUGGGGACAUUAACUUGAACGUCGCACACCGACCACAUUAAGUUCCUGCUACUUUCGAUGUUUGACGUUGGAGAUUACAAGAAAACGGCCAUCUUGUUAGUCCACAAAACCACCAAACAAGCAACAAAGGAGGCGGACCCAUAAUGACUGAAACGGUUAUGGAUUCGCGUUCAGUCGUGCUCCACUCGGUCAACAGUUGCAACACAUGAAAACUCUUUAAUCUACCUCUGAGUAUAUUUUACUGUUUCCAAAAACCUUUGAUCUCCUUGGACUUUUUCAGACGAGGCGGAGCCCGUGGACCAAGAGAGCGAACCAGCAGAGACAACUCCUACCUGCGAGCAGUCUAUAGCACAGCUACAAAGGUAAUGUUUUUACGUUUCUGAGUGCUUUUUUAGUUUGUUACGGCACCAACAUCAAUUAAACGUCCUCUGGCUAUUCACACAAGUCAUUGGCCAUGUUUUGCGAUAGUAAGCUUGGAGAUGGGACCAAAGUCAACCCCCAGACCCCAGUGUUUCCCCCGAACGCAGCAACCCCUAAAACGACCUCAACGUCAUUGUUGAAUAGUGUUCACAAUGCCUACAAUAACGGUACCAACAGAACCAACUCCUAACACUGUCACUCUAUUUUGAAGCGCACUCCUCUAAAUUUCGUGAUUCCUGCUAGUCCCUGAAUCCUUUAAGUACUCAAUCAUGCCCGUAUGACCAAACGUCAGCAUGAUUAAACUCUGAAUCAUCUCCAGGGCAGUAAAGACCCAUUAUAUCGCCGUAUAAAGCUGCCACGCUUUCUUUUUCUUUGGGUUUGUGGCGUGCGCUGCAGCCAGCCGAAUAAAUAAUAAUAAUAGCCUUCUUUGAAAUGCAUCAUUUUCGGGAUGGAUGGCCAAACGUUGGCUGAACGCACGUGUGGGGAAAAUACAUGUCGAAUGUAUCGUUUCAGAGGUAGAUGACUGCAAAUUCAGAGAUCUGCCCAAAGAAAGUACAGUAGGUGUGUUAACUCACGAAAUGUUAACCGAAAUUCUGAAAUGCGUUUUCGUUUCGAAAAGAUUACUUAAGUAGGGUUGUGAAGUUAAUCAUUAUGCAGAAUAAUUCUAUAGUAAUUCACUUACCUCGAGAUGCCGGCUUUUAAACGAACUGCUCUCUGGCCGCAUACAAAAACCAAACUCUGCAAAAAUGACUACUUAAGUAGCAUGCCUUUUUAUUACUGAUUUUCCAUGUCCUCGGAAAUUCGAUUGUAUUUCAUGGAAAACAUGCAUAAAAAUAUUCAUUCUUCUACUUAUUUGGUAGAAAAUUACGUCUUCUUCGAAUUUUAUGCUCGAGAGAAGGGUAAAAUUCGGUUUUCAAAGGCCUUUUCAAAUUCCUAAAUAAUUUUGAACCCAACCUGCCGUUACACUUGUAUUCAAGGUUUCCAAAGAACAAUUCGUAUAUUUUCCGUGUGCAGAAAGCCAUAUAUUUCUCCUUAAAAUUAAGAGGAGACCAUGUAGGGUUCAUGAAAUUUAGCAGUGGAUUUCAGCCAUGUUGUAAACUGUACAGGCCACAUUAGCAAGUGCAGACACGAUGUUUUAUGAACGGGCACUUCACGGUAUUAAAAAAUCUCACAAUUAGAAACUUUUUAACACCGAAUUAUACCCCUCCUUCAAGUAAAAAAAUUGAAGGAGACUUAAUUUUCUGCCAAAUGAAUGGAAGAAUAUUUUUGUGCAUGUUUCCUAGGGAAUAAAAUUGAAUUUUCAACGGCAUCGAAAAUCACUAAGAAAAAUUCAUGCUACUUAAGCAAUUAUUUUUGCAGAGUUUGGUUUAUGUAUGCGGCCGGAAAGAAGUUCGUUCGAAAACCGGCAUCUCGAGGUGACUGAAUUAUUAUAGAAUUAUUCUGCAUUAUGAUUAACUUUACAACCCUACUUAAGUAGUCUUUUUGAAACGAAAACGCAUUUCAUGAGUUAACACCCCUACUGUAAGCAACAGCCAUGCAUUAUCCUGGUGUUUCAAAAGCAGACAAAUUCCGUCGUUGAAGGGGAGUGUGGUACAGUGCCCCAAAGUACUUUUACACAUUUUGGGGUUGCUCUACCUUCGCAAUGAGAGCGGCAGGGAGAAAGAGGCGGGUAGGAUUUUCUCAAUCAUCAUGCCGCCGGAUAGGAGGACGGUGUUUUGACCUUGGUGGCCAUCGUCCGCAUGCGCACAGGGAGUGUGGAUGGCGGGGGAUGGGAAGUAGUGUGACGGGGUGUCCUUAGUCUAUGUGCCUCUCGUCAGGGUCGGCGUCCGAACGCUGGCAGCCGUCGUCAGUAUCUGCACUGACACUAGCUGUCUGGCAGUCUUGUUUACACUCCUACGACUGUCUGUUUUCUCGUCUGUCGGAUUGGUGGAUGAUGUGACCGCGUCUUCGUAGGACCGGGGUUGCGAUGCGGCAGCGUGCGUGUCCACCAUGGUCUCAGCCGUCUCCUUCACCUUGGACUAGGCCACGAACGCCUGUAACGGCCCAAAGGAAUGCGACUCGGCGAAGAUGGCGCAGUGCUAUCAUUCGACAUCACCCUUCUCUUCAAAUCGAUCCCGCAAAACCUUACACUCGAAACUUCCAGCAAGCUGCUCAAAAGACGGUGAGACAAGACGGUGAAUAUUGAGGAUUUUACACCUCCCCGACACAGUGAAGCAUAACCAGUACCCUCAACACCCCCUAACUUCCGGCACCUAACUUAACACGCUAUUAACCCCCUCACAUGGACGUCUGUUCUGUCGAUGUAACCUCGAUGUUCCCAAGCGCUCUAGUGCGAUUAUCUCACGUCUCACUAUUCAUUUCGCCUGACGAUGAGUUGGUGAAACCAGCUUGAAAAUUCACGAGUACAACUCCGUUUUCCGAUGAGCCUUCUCCUUUCAGUAUAUCGUCUCGGAAUGCAUACUACCUCCGUUGUGUUAAUGACCCAUCUGGUAGACCGCAGUGGUGGACCAGCUGCGCCACGUGUGCAAACGCAUGUUUGUGUUUCCGGUCUCAGUUUUUGAUCAGGGUUAUGAUUGGUUGAAUGAAGGCAAACAAGCCAGAAACAGUUCAGGAUCAAUCUACCCCAAACCUCUGUCGUCUCCCCUCUGCUCUUAUUAGCAUGGACGACUUCGGCUCGGUAGGUGGUUCCCUGUUCGUGGCCCUCAUCGCCCAUACGGAGCUUGUCCGUUUCGGGAAGCCAAUGAAUCGGUGUUUGCCCAUUCCAGAAUGGACAUAUACGUAUAUAUAUGGAUACAGGCGAAAAUGCUGACCCCAGGUGUUGAGAUGGAAGGAGAAGGUAAAGAGAUCUCUGGGGAGGAUGGUUUACUCAGCUGACGUUUCACACUCACACUUGAGCGUAUCAUCAGAGAUGGACAAAAAUGAAAAUGGAUGGCUUAUGCAGGUCUUUCUUACUCACUACUGAUAGGUCCAUCGUUCUCUCUUCUCACUGGCCCUCCUUUCCUGCCUAAGUGGUGUCUGAAGGCCUCGUAUGACGCCGGUAGGUCGAUCCUACGGUUGAUGUAGUUGUUGUUGGAUUGCCAGGCUUCGAUUAUCUCUCUCGCCACUUUGCUUUCAGCUCAGCUGAUUACUUCUGCCUUGCCAAAACCUAAUUAAUGACUAUUUUCGAGGCCAUGCAUAGUAACAUGCGAUCGCGCAUCUUUUCGCUUUACAGCUAGAGAAUGCUCAUGCAUGUGCGACCUUAAUCGUUUGUCAGUCAUGCCACGGUAGUUGACCGGACAGUCUAGACAAUUGACGCGGUAAACAAUUCCUGACGUGUCCUAAGGUGAUAGCUGCCCCUUGGGCUACAUGAUCAAGCAGCGGAUUGUGACCUCUGGCCUGUAUCCAAGACCCACGUUGAAUUGUCUGAGCAUGCGUUCAGUGGCUUCGGAAACGUCACUCAGGUAGGGUAAAUCACGGAAGAUUUCAGGUUUUUGUUCACCGUCGGUCUUCGUGUGCCUUUGAUACAGGCAUUUGUUUAGGAAAGUACGUGGGUACCCAUUGCAGAGAAAGAGACGCCAUAGGGAUUUACGCUCUCGCAGCUUUUCAGCCCCUGCGCUGUAGUUUGUUGAUGCGUAGGAAGAGUGUCUGGAAAGGAAGGCCAAUGAGAAGAGAGGACGAGGGACCUAUUAGUAGUGGAUAAGAAAGGCCUACUUAAGUAAUGUAUUUCCACGUUUUUUCUAUCUCCCAUGAUGUGCUCAAGUAUGAAGGUGAAACGACAGAUGAAUACACCAUCCUUGCCAGAGAUCUCUUUGCCUUCUCCUUCCACAUAAGUAUGUCUAUAAAUUUCGUCGGUAACGCUAUUCUGCCUAUAUAUGAACUAUGAUAGAGAGCGCUCAGCGAUCGCGUUUCGGAAAAUCCUUGUUCCGUUGUCAAUCUGGGCUCGAUCUAGAGCCCCGCAAGCAGCCGCUCAGCAACUGGUAGUGUAGGCUGAACGACUAGACCGAAAAGGACCAUGAAGACUGGAGUAGCCAUUUCUGACGUAUUACCCGUGAUCAGCCAGUCAUACCCAAUCCCGGGUUUGCAGAUCCUGAGGCUCGGACUUGUUUUCUACUUGUUAUAAGUUCGACGCUCUAAUUAUCACUAUCUAGCUAUCUUACUAAUCACUUUGCGGCUGUUGACGGCACUCAAUAUUGAGACCUAAGGCACCACGGGAGGAAUGUCCGGUAACGCGAUAGGUGGCUGCCAUCAACCAUACUUAAUAUACCCGACCUCAACCGACAGGACAAUGGGCCCUUUGCUCAAUGGUUAGAUCGCUGGAUUUACAAACGCCUAAUAACCAAAAUAACGCGGAUUCGAGGCUUAGGUGCUCCCAGCUGUAGGGUUGGACAGGACUGGCGGACAGCGAAUAAGCCAGACAUGGCCAACUUUGACAUCGAAAAUAGCACGGCGAAAACGAAUACUUACCAUCCUCGCUUACAACGGCUACCAGAGCAUAAGUUAGUUUCCAGCACUUUUCAGAGCGACUGCGACGUCAUCUCGUUGUCUGAGAUACCGCCAUGGUAUAUGUGGCGAAAUUUAUCGAUACCUUGCCCCUUAAUGCUCCUGUGACUUAGUUAUGGCACCCCGUAGACCAACAGCAACGUCAACGUUUACAUUGUUAAGGAACGUCCUCCCGACUCAAGGAGAUGAGAAGAGUGCCAUUCGCACACUAACCAUCCGUUUACUGGCAGAGGUCUGCGGGCGUUUUAGUAUGCGUCAAGAUUCCGAGGGAAAAAGUUGCGUAUGGUGGAGAUUUAAGGGUUUCCGUAAAUCUGGAUUCCCCUAUCUUCAACACGACCCUAGAACAGUGGUCUACACUGCACGACGACGGCAACGAUAACUUAUUCAAUGGCCGUCCACGCAUACCAUUUGGCAGUGUCACCAUAGAACGCUGAGGUAUUUUUCGAGGUAUUCAGUUUUCCUAAUCUCAAUUGUGCCCGUCCUCUCCCCACUUCCGUUUCUGUUCCGCGACAGUUUAUGCACAAGAGUUAAGUUCUCUAACUUCGCAGUCAACCUUCCAUAGACACAUCGGAUGACAAUCAUUUAGCUUAACAGACAGUCUCCACUCUCCAAGGACGCCCUGUGUUCCCGGCGGAACAGAAUAAGUGUUCUGUUGGACCCCACGCGUUCCGAUCUAGAGCCAAUGCAGGUGUUUCCGUAGCGACAGGAGUCCAACUGAUGAAGGCGUUCUAGUCAUAGUGGAAACUAAAUGCAGCAAACUGUUCCUCAUCCCUGAUGUGUUAUUGGAGAUAGGCGAACGUAUAAAACAGAGAAAAGACUGUUCACAGCAGACUGCCCUUCAGCAGGAACCGCUCCCCCGAGCGGUCUGCUUUUGGUGUAGGUGAUAUUCUGAAAUUAACAUGCCUGACCUAUCAAUGACUGUAUCACACGACUUUUUCACUACGGUUGCAGAAACAGGGUACAGUUAGGGGAAAUAGGGCUGGUGGAGAAAAGUCCCCAAACACUUUUGUCCCAAUCCCCUUUCAGUGCUCCCAAAAUCGUUAAUUUACUGGCUAUUCAGUUUGGGAAGAUAUGGUUAAACAUAACUGGUGCGCAUAUUCGUACACAAAUCAUGGCAUGCUUGCAGAAGUCGCCACUUCACUUUCCUUUUUGUCGAUCUGUAGGAAGUGCAUAGACAACCUGGGUGUGAAAAAGGUGGAUCAGGCUCGGGCCUAUCUUCGCAAGCGUCGGAUCGAGGAGGGCGGCAAGGCAGGAGAAAUGGCCAUUCUAUCCGGACUACGGGAGAUUUGUCCGGAUCCCAAGCUUGGGUUUCUCCUAGAAUAUUUGUCCUUCCUCGAACAUGUAAAGGCCACCUCAUAG